Molecule: messenger RNA, 660 nt
Organism: Penicillium samsonianum
Lineage: Eukaryota; Fungi; Ascomycota; Eurotiomycetes; Eurotiales; Aspergillaceae
Exons: 2
Source: RefSeq, a predicted model, not a curated record
AUGUUAGUGGCGGGGGACCUAUACAAGGAUCCAUCUGUCUGUCUCGAAGGUGGAAUCCUGCAGACAUUAAGUCUCAAUCAUCUGGAAUUUCAGAAGACAUACUCUCCGGACGCUGUCGAGGAAUAUCCUGUACCAAGUGUGGUGACUCAGCAGAUUAGAGGAACGUGGGUCAUUGAUCUUGAAACGCCAGUCGAACAGCGCCAGAAUCCUGAGGAGACCCCCAGCUCAAGUCACUGUUUGGUGCAUCUUACACGAAAACUUCCCUGCUUGGUACCCAUAUACUACAUCGGAAAGGCCCUCGCAACCGAAGACUACUGCCUCUCGAGCUUCCAUGUCUCGGGAGGAAGGCUGGAUUAUGCCUGUCGCGGUUGGUGUCGCGAUCCCUACUGUUGGAGCAGCUUGCGUAGUGUUAAUAUGGCUUGCUGUGAAGCGAAAAGCAUCGUCCACAGCAUGGCCUAUGCUCGCGGAGACGCCCCUGGAUAUAUAUUCUCGGUCUUAAGUCCGGCCAGUCUCUACCAAAUGAGACUGAUGGGGUCCCAGUCGAGCCGCGGCCCACGGUACGCCCGGUCAGAGUUGUGGGCAGUAAAUUCAAUGAGCUUCCAGCGCAUGUUCCCCCACCAGGAAACUCAAAUGGGUCUUCUAUUGCUGGGAGCCCGACAC